Moneuplotes crassus is the source of this 791-nucleotide messenger RNA. NCBI's taxonomy places the organism in Eukaryota, Ciliophora, Spirotrichea, Euplotida, Euplotidae. The record is from the annotation of a GenBank genome assembly.
AGAUUAUUCAAAUGGACAAAUUAUGGAAAGAUGUAGGUAGAGACACAGAGGCAGGGAAACUCCUGUUCAACCUUUACCCACCAAGCAGCAAAGUGAGCUACCCCACAGUGAAGAAGAAGUCGAAGCAGACCCUAGCUAAAGAGGAGGAAGAGAAGAAGAGAGGUGGCAAAAAGAAAAUGGCAUGCCCACAGAAGGCAGAGGUGGAAUACCCUAAACUUCCAGCCCCCAAGAGAAGAAAGUGGCAUAUGAUAGAUUUCGUCCCUCGUAAAAAGAAUGAAAAGGUUAUCAAAACAGAGCUUGAUAAAGGCAAAGGAGUGGUCAAGCCAAGACCUGGUGUUGACAGGAAGAGAAUGAUCGAUGACCUCCAGGAUAAGUUUCAAUUCCAAGGCAUGAAAGGUGCUGUUGUUGGAGUGGACCCAAAAAUUCGUAAGAAACAGCAACUUGAAGAAAUGAUGAGGCAAGCACCAGUUACUAAGAGUACCAGAUCUGGCUUUAUUGUUCCAGACUAUGCUGCUGAGUACUACGCUGAGCGUUAUGGUAAGACUCUUGACCCCUCAAGUCUGAAGAGACAAGCACCUUCUGAAGCUGGAUACUCCACAGUUGAUGAACAAUACCAAGAACUUGAAGAUCUCUUCUCAGAUGUCGUCAAAGAGAUAGAGGAGAGGCAGGACUAUCUUAAGGAGAUCACUAAGCUAGGUGGCAGCAAGGACAUUGAAGAGCGAACCAAGAGAGAGAUAGUUGAGCGUAUAGCCGAACUCCAGAAGAUCAGAACUAUGCAGAAAAAGUUAUAA